Molecule: messenger RNA, 321 nt
Organism: Penicillium mononematosum
Lineage: Eukaryota; Fungi; Ascomycota; Eurotiomycetes; Eurotiales; Aspergillaceae
Exons: 1
Coding region: 1-321 (106 amino acids)
Source: RefSeq, a predicted model, not a curated record
AUGCCUCCGGGCCGGCUGGUCUCCUUCCCCAACGCCUUCCAGCGCCGAAUGGGCCCAGUACAGCUUCAGGACAAGACCAAGCCCGGCCACUGCCGUUUUCUCACUGUGUCUCUUGUCGAUCCGACCUACCGGCUUUGCUCUACGCGGAACGUCCCACCACAGCAGACUGGUUGGACAAGGAGCGAAGGCGCUGAGUCUGCGACACAAAUGGAUCUGGGCGAGGCCCUCGAGCUGAGAGAGGAAUUGGUCAAAGAACACACCAGGAAGGAUGAAGGUGUCUUUGAGCUGGCUUCAACUCUCUCGUUUUCUGGAUUUUCGUGA